AUGAGCGUUGCUCUUUAUAUCCCAGAACUGUGCGAUGCGAUAGCCCGAGAUGUCGCCCUCCGCCCUGCGGACUUAUGCAGUCUGGCGCUGGUUUCGCGCCACUGGCGCGACGUCGCCGAAGCAGUUCUGUGGGAGGAGCUGCCGGAUAUCUUGUAUCUCUUGUUACUCUUUCCGAGACCUGCGGGACGCGCGGAUCCGAAGCAGUGGACUCGAGCCAAUUCCGUUAACGGCAAGGAUCCGCGUCGAUUCAAAAUUAGUCGGGCGCUCAAGCCAUCAGACUGGGAUCCGCUCUUGCGCAAGUCUCUGCUUGUCAGGAAACUCACCGUGCUGGGAUCAAUACCGGGGAACACGCAAAAGAAGAUCAUUGAAUGUCCUCCACCCAAAGUCUUCUUAUCGAACAUUUGGUCCCUAUGUGUCUCUGCUCCCCCUGUAGGCGACACGAUAUAUCUCAGGCGGAGAUUCCUAGCUUCCAUCGUUCCGCUGCGCAAUCUGUCGUGCCUCCGCCUGGACUUGAGAGAGAUGCACACCAACAACAUCCCGCGCUUGCUCUCGUCCUGCCGGAGCCUUCAGGAACUCAACUUCGAGGCGAAUACUCGCCAUGUGCGCGUCGGCUUCACCGGGGAUCUGAUAGACGCCCUUCACGCCAUCAGUCGUCGGCUCGCGGUACUCAGGCUAUCCAUCACCUUCAAGUUCCCCUGGUCCGAGGCAGGACAUGAUAUCUUCCUCCAGCGCGUCUCGCGGUUCCCCAACCUGGUCUCCCUCGAGCUCAACUUCUUCGACAAUCACCAGGACGAUUUCAUGUCGCCCAUCGUGUACACCACGCCCGACUUCGCGUCGCUCGAGGAGCUCACGCUGCGCGGCGGCUACGCGCGAACCCUGCUGGACAUCAUCAGCUCGGCGAGCCGGCGCGCUAUGAGACAUAUAGAAGUACGAUUCUCCAGCCUGGACGGCGCGGAGAUCGAGCCCAUAUGUCGCGCGCUGAACGCGCAUUGCGUGCACGGCGCCCUGCGCCGGCUGUACCUGCAUACAUGGUCCAGCUCCGGUCAGACCGUGCUGCAGGCCUUCCGUCCGUUGGAAGUCUUCGACGCGCUGGAAUUUCGCUAUCUGGACUGGGUGUUCCCAUCGUCGCGCAGCCUGAUCGAGGCGAUCGAGACGGAGCAGGCGGAUUUUGUUGAUGCCGCGCUCGCAGAUAUUCCAUAUGAUCUACUGGUGUCGGUCAGUGAAGAUGUCUAUGACAGUCGUCCCUACCCGUACAAGCCAUCCAUACGAUUGAAUAUAGCCGCGCUGUGGCAGGUGUUGAGAGCAGAAGACUUCGAGGCCGUUCUCUUCUAUGCGACGGAAGCUGCAUGGUGGUUCAUCCCCGUCGCGCAUGUCCGUGCGGACAAAGCAGGCCGUAGCGAUGAUGCCGAGCUCGUCGGCACUGCUCUCAUACAGGCCACGUGGACGGAGAAUACCGACUGGCUUGCCUCUUACCCUAGUCUCAUGCAUACUGCACUCUGCAUCCCGGAACUAUGCGCUCUCGUCGCCCGCGAUAGCGCUCUGGGCAGCGCCGAUCUUGCGCAGCUUGCCCUUGUUUCUCGUACUUGGCGCGAAGCCGCCGAGGAGGUUUUGUGGGAAGAACUCCCGGACAUCUUGUGUCUGUUAAGACUACUUCCCGAUGAUCUAUGGUAUACUGAGAUAGAUCAGUCGCAAGAUGAAGUCUAUCAUAGCACGUACGAAAAAUUCAGGCGCGAGAUCAGACCAUCGGACUGGACGUCCCUCCUGCAAAAAUCAGGCUCGGUAAAGAUCCUCACCGUGACACACUUUCUGCCUGUGGACGUCCAGCAGGCGAUCAUCGAAUGCCCAUUACCUCCAAAUUUCCUACGUCGACUGAGCACGCUAUGCCUGACAACGUCCACGGACGCCACCUUCCUUGGUGCCCUCGUCCCGCUAGGCGCCAUCACAGCCGUACGCAUAGCAAAUCCGGGCACCUCCCUCUAUUCGUCGACAAUUUCUAUUUUGCAAAUAUGCCCGAACGUCACAAAUAUGACGCUGACGCUGCGUCUCAUAGGCGCCUCGAAACAGGCCAAGGCCGAGUCGUUGCUCAGAGCGGUGACCGAGACCAAGCAGAUUCGUCGUCUCUCGCUGAUCCUCACCAUGGAUUUCGCUUUGCCCUCGGACGGCUUCAUGCAUUUCAUGUCGCAGCUUCCAGCGCUCGCAGACUUGGAUAUCCGGCUCAACCGCUGCGAGGGCGCCAGAGACUACCGUCCUAUUCCCUACACAUAUCCCGGCUUUGCGAGCCUGCGAUAUCUCAAGCUGCACCGACUCAGCACCCAGAUGCUGGUUGACAUACUCCGUGCGUCUGCUCCGUGUCGUCUACAGUUUAUCGACAUCGUAUACUUUGCGCUUGAAGACGCGGAGAUCAAGCCCCUCAUUGACGCGGUCUGCACGUAUUGUGCGCGAAGCGCUCUGCGCCAGUUGUCUAUUGCUGCUUCCAACUAUUCCGGAGACCAUGGAUUACGACGCCUUGCGCCGCUAGGGACAUUUGAGAAGCUCGAGGUGCGCUUCAUGGACAAAGUCGUCCCGUAUACCUACCUUACGACCACCGCGUGAGCCGCGUGUGAGAUCGGCUGUUGUGUUACGAACAUACAGACCACCCG
This is a messenger RNA of Schizophyllum commune H4-8, 2639 nucleotides long. RefSeq lists its product as uncharacterized. Lineage: Eukaryota; Fungi; Basidiomycota; Agaricomycetes; Agaricales; Schizophyllaceae. The record is from RefSeq and is a predicted model, not a curated record. The transcript has 8 exons. Bases 1 to 2592 code for a protein of 863 amino acids.